Molecule: messenger RNA, 2632 nt
Organism: Chelmon rostratus (copperband butterflyfish)
Lineage: Eukaryota; Metazoa; Chordata; Actinopteri; Chaetodontiformes; Chaetodontidae
Product: immune-associated nucleotide-binding protein 5-like
Exons: 8
Coding region: 273-1340 (355 amino acids)
Molecular function (GO): GTP binding
Source: RefSeq, a predicted model, not a curated record
UAUCAGCAUACCUGGACCUUUUCGCUGCUUUGUUUUGCCACACAGCACAAUUAAAGUAAGGGCAGUGUUCCUGUUGGGGGCAGGCCUGCACAGGCAGAUGUUUCUGUAUGAAAGCAGGAAGAAGGAUAACGUAGCACUUUGACCUCAUGUGAGUUGCGUCAAGUUUUGAUCGACUGGAAGCUGUCGGCAUUCCUAGGGGAGGAUCAUCCAGAAGUGCUGUCACAUAUUCUGGCUUCCUUGACACUGACUGAAGGUCCGUCAACUCCAGAGAAAUGGAGUGUCAGUGUGAGAAGGACAACUCCGAGGAUGCUGUUACAGGCUUGUGGCUGAACGGCAGCAGUGUCCAGAUGGGAGCCUUUACUGUGGUGGGGUAUCUUCUCUACAGAUUCUCACAGACACUCCCAGCUCUGAUUCGAUGGCCGAUUCGUCUGUUCUGCUCUCUAACUGGUCUGUCAGCUCUUUGGAGCUGGGUGAGCCGCCUGGUGGGAACCCUUCGUGGAAUCCAGAGCCUGUUUAAAUGGCUGUCUCGAAUUUGGCGGUUUUUCGUAGGAUUUUCCUCCAAGUUCAAGUGGCUGGCUGCUGUCAUCAAAGCAGUCACAGGGUCAUCCAGAGACGGAGCACUGGAAUCAAAGAUCGAUCCGACCAGCAGCAGUCCCAGCAAACCAGCCCUGAGGCUGAUCCUCCUGGGGCCUGCCGGUGGAGGACGGACCUCCCUGGCAGAGACUUUGUUAGGCAACAGUGAGACAAGGACACCCAUGGGUCCCCAGAUGGAGAGCACCAAGAGAAGGACAGUAAUGGACGGUAGCGAGGUUACAGUGAUUGACACACCAGAUCUUUUGGGGCCUUCACAGGGGAACAAUAAGAGAGCCAGGGAAGCUCUGAGGAGUCUUCAGCUCGCCGGUCCUGGACCACACGCCUUCCUGCUGGUGAUCCGAGCUCCAGGGUCCAGCAAGGGGAUCGACCAGGAUGUGGCUCAGGCGAUCCAAGCCACCGUUGAGCUGUUUGGAGACGGGGCCGUGGGACACAUCAUCCCAGUGCUCACCCAUGCCGACCAUCUGGGUCGACGACAUACUGUCGAUCAGAUGCUGGAUGUGGACGCUGGGGGUCUGAAAAAGGCUCUGUCUCUAUGUGGCCAGAGGCCUGAGCUGGUAGACAACAGUCCAGACUGUCCCGCAGAGGUGCAGGGAGUGACACGCAGGCAGCUGGUGGGCCGUGUGAUGGAGAUGAAGACACUGAGGGGGCAUUUCGUCCACGAGCUGCAGAGGAGGGAGGACCGCAUCAGGGAGGAGCUACUGGCUGACAUGGCCUCUGCACUGGCUGGAAAACUGGGACACAUGUAAAUAAAAGAGAGAGGAGAGCUGGUGUUGCUGGCCUGUGUGAAAGAGUUGUUGGGGCAGUGAAAAAAUAAGGAGGCGGGAUUCAGUCAAGUGUUAAACAUGCAAUUUUGACUUUAAGUGCAAGGGUGAUUCUUUGCCUGAGGUAUUUUUGUCACUCUGCUGGUUUACCACUGUCCAAAUGAAUUUACCACCACUGGCCGUCUUUUGGUUUUCAACAUGCCACAGAUGCUUUUGGUUAGAUAUCAUGCCCACACACACUUAAUGUUCCAAUUCUGAUGUGUUGUAAUUCUUCAGUGUCUGUUUAUUCCUUGGUGAAGGCCUGUGUUUUCUUACUCUGAUCCAGUGCUUAGCCCUCCUCUGUCUUUCAUAAUUCAUAAGAGGUAUCAAACUUUAAAGAUGAUCAGAGAAAAUAAAGCGAGGUCAUAGUGGGACUGGAGUUCAGCAGUACUGUUCAGUGUACUCUAGUAUUUAGACCAAAAAAGUAUUUACAUCAGAGAAAGCUUGCAGGUUUCAUAGACUGUAUUUGUCUAGCUGCAAACACAAAUCAUAUUGGCAAUAGAUGACAAGUUGAUAUAUGGUAUAGUAAUGCAAAUCAGUAAAUCAAUAUAUCAGUGUAGCUUUAAUUGUGACAUAUUAAUAUAAUCUCUAUUUUGCAAGCAUCUGUUCUCAAUGUCUUGCUGUGUAAACCCACAUUCAUUUUCUAUCUUUUCAUUUUUAGAGUUGUGGCUGGCCACAUUUUUAAGUAUGACAAGUCUUAAUGACUUUAAUGAAACACAAAUUACACUCGUAAAGCUGAGAGGCCAUGUGGUUAGAGAGAGCAUUCAACCAGACUGUACAGACUUUCAGCAGCGUCCUCAAUCAGGUUCCUCAAAGGCAUGAUGAUGUAUAAAUUUAUUGACUAAACAUAAUAAUGAUCAACUUUUUUUUUUAUAUCACAGUUACAGUUACAAAGUGCUUUGCAAUAAAAACAAAACACAUGUAAAGCACAAGGAGAGUAAAACAAACUAUAUCACUGACAAUACAUUUUUAAAGGUGAGACAGAGUUUGCAGCCCUGAUCUCCUCAGGCAGGUCAUUCCAAAGUGUAGGAGCUGAACUGCAAAGGCUCUAUCACCUUGAUGUAUUAACCUGGACAUUGGCACAACCAGGAACGACGCAUCUGAGGAUCUCAGGGAGCGGAAAGGAACAGAUAACUGACUGUUCCUUGACUGUUCUUGAAAUCUCUUAUAAAAGCAACAGGUGGUCAGUGUAAGAAAGACAGGGUCGGUGUAAUGUGAUCAUGUUUCAGGGCCCGAGU